AUGGAGAUAGUGGCAUCCGCCGGCGGGCGGCGGGUGACGCCACGCAUGGUUGCCGACAUUUCGGAGGGGGCGACGGCGGAGAACUUGCAGUUCCUGUUGCGAGUUCUGGAGUUUCUGGCAGCUGCCGAAGUCGUGGGAGGGAAGCAUGUUGAGAUGAUGAUGAAUGCUGUCACGGGCUGCAAGCUCGACGCCCCGUCAGGCUUGGCAAACACCGCGUUCAAGUUUGGCAACAAGAUGGGCGCGACAUCCACCUUGCAGCGCACGGCAACCGGGGUGACAGAUCCAGUUGAGGAGCCUGGCUCCCCUGAGCAUGAUGCUGGCGGGGAUGGGGGUCAGCCGGAGGCGGGCGCUGGCACGCAAACGGGUGCCGGCGCAGGCGAGGCAAGCAGUGGCAGCGAUGGCGAGCGUGGCAUGGGACAGGCGGCACCGCCACGGCGCAGGCUGCGGCAGCAGGUCGUGGAGGAUGACGAAAGCGACACCGAGGCGGAGGUUGAUGCUUCUGCAUGCAUCACUGCCACGGCUCCGGCAGCGGCAGCGGAGCAGCGCGCGCCGUUGGGCGCUCAGCUGGGCAAGCGCGUACGGAAACCGCCUAAGCAGUUUGCAGACCACAUGCUCUAUGAUGAGGGCAAUGCGGCAGCCGCGACUGCAGAAGGCAGGUGA
This is a messenger RNA of Chlorella variabilis, 660 nucleotides long. RefSeq lists its product as hypothetical. The transcript has 4 exons. The coding region runs from base 1 to 660 and encodes 219 amino acids. The record is from RefSeq and is a predicted model, not a curated record. NCBI's taxonomy places the organism in Eukaryota, Viridiplantae, Chlorophyta, Trebouxiophyceae, Chlorellales, Chlorellaceae.